ACAGAGAAAAUCGAAUUUGGAUGAGCAAAGCAGAUUUCAAAAAUAUAGCAAGUACACAAAAAGUUUCGAUCUUCGAUUUCAAAUAUACAUAACGAAAAGAAAGAAUCUCGAAAAUUAUCUGUCAAAAAAUAAGCCUACCCAACAAGACUACAGUGGGAAAAGGGAAAAUCUUGGAGAGAGAGAGAAGGGAUGAAGGGAGGGAAAAAGAAAUUCUUGGGCGCGGAAUCUUCUCAGCCUUCCGAAAUCGUCGCCUCCAUCGCCGGGGACGGCGACGCGGGUAGCUCUGAGCAGCCUACGGGCAUUUCAACGGGAGCUCAACCGCAGGCCGAACCCCAGCAGCAGCAGGACGAGCGGGUCGGAGCUGAUGCUGAAGGCGGCGCGGCGGCGGAGGACGACGACGACGGGGAGCAGCUGGAUGAAGAGGCGGAGGACGAAGCGGAGAAGGACGACGAGCAGUACGACGACGACCUCCAGAUCGAGGAGGCGGAGGGCGAGGCGGAGGCGGGAGAAAAUGGAAGACCUAAGCUUGCAGAAGGGUAUUACGAGAUUGAGACCGUGAGGAAGAAGAGAGUUCGAAAGGGCCAAGUGCAGUACUUGAUCAAAUGGCGAGGUUGGCCCGAGACUGCAAACACGUGGGAGCCCGUGGAAAAUCUGUUAUCAUGCUCUGAUGUUAUAGAUGUGUUUGAAGAGAGUUUGCGGUCUGGCAAAAGAUCCACACGAAGGCGUAAGCGGAAGCAUAGUGUUGUUCACACUCAAACGAAGAAAAAACAACAUCAGCAUCAGCAGCAGCAGCAGCAACAGCGUUCCCCUGCAGCUGCCACGUAUAGUGUGCCAGCUGUCAAGGUCAGGAUAAUGGACGAACCUUUGCCCUUUCCGUGUGAUAACCCGAGUGUGAAUCACUUGAACAAUAAUGUUGUCCAGGUGGUGCAUGAGAAUGGUGUGAAAGCGGAUUCCUCUCGUAAUGACUUGGAUCUAAAACUUAGUGAGCUUCGGGGAAUGCCUAUGACUAACGGGGCCAAUGUGAAUAAAUCUCAGGAGGCUCGUAUUCCAGGCGAGGGCCUUUCGAAUGGGUUUGUAAAACCAGACGGGACACAAUCAGUUCAAUCUGGUCGCUUUACUGGAGCUAAAAGGAGGAAGUCGGGGUCGGUUAAGCGAUUUAAGCAAGACUCGUCCACCAAUGUAUUGAACGAUAUGCCAGAUGCGACAAUCAAAGCUAUCGGUGACAGUGCGAUUGCAGUUGCUGCGCCUGAAGGAAUUCAGAACCUUCCAUUUCCGGGCAACGAUUGGGGCCACAAGAACAAGUCUGCGAAUUUUGAAGAUGCGUAUAACAUUUCUCAGAUUGUUAAGCCGGUUGGCUAUCAAACUUCUGUGUCCAAUGGAGUCCAAGAAGUUUCCAUAACCUUUUUGGCUAAGAGGUCCGAUGGGAAAGAGGUGACGGUGGAUAACAAAUUUCUGAAGGCAAAUAAUCCACUUCUGUUGAUAAACUUCUAUGAGCAACAUCUACGGUACAAUCCGUCUGUGUGAGUGAGGAUGCUGAGAAAGGGGAAAAACGCGGCAAUAUGGUUUCCACAUCUGUGAAUGUAUAGUGUUGUAAUUUUUUGUAGCAGGAGGCCUUAGCUUUAGCGAUACUUAUGAUGGUAGUAAAUAGUUUAAGCUGAACCGCAUGGCAGGAAGUCUAGCGUUAAGUUACAGUGAUUGUCGGAGCUACAUGAUAUCCGAGGAAUGAAAAUUUUCACGACAUUGUUGGGCUGCUGCAGUUUCAGCAGCUCUUAUUCGAUCGUUUUCCAUGCACA
Ipomoea nil (Japanese morning glory) is the source of this 1793-nucleotide messenger RNA. Its product is annotated as chromo domain protein LHP1. The coding region runs from base 190 to 1524 and encodes 444 amino acids. NCBI's taxonomy places the organism in Eukaryota, Viridiplantae, Streptophyta, Magnoliopsida, Solanales, Convolvulaceae. The record is from RefSeq and is a predicted model, not a curated record. The transcript has 6 exons. Gene Ontology annotation, biological process: heterochromatin formation. Gene Ontology annotation, cellular component: nucleus.